CAAAAUGUUGACAGUCUUGCUCUGAGCGUAGUGUGAGGCAGGGAAAUAUGGCCGACGCGAAGGAGAAAGAAGAGCCGAAUCAGGCUCCAAGCAUCAAUCAUACUGCAGAUGGAGGUGAUUCAAAAAAUGAAGACGUUGGGCGCUCCAAAACCGAUGGUAGGGAGCUGACCAAAGAAGAGAAACAACGUUUGAGGAAAGAAAAAAAACAACAGAAGAAAGGCAAAAGUUCAAAGGAAGACAAGGGAUCAUCUGAGCAUGACCAAGGGAAAGGAAAGAAGCCUGUUGCCUUGCCUGAAUCACAGGUGGCAAGAAGUCCUCCACAGAAAGUUCCUGUCACGGUGCCUUCACUCACGCCUUCACCUGCAACAGCCGCUGGGCCCACAGCCCCAGCCCCUGAAGCCCCUGCUGCUGCCUCCUCCUCCUCCUCAGACAAGCCGACCAAGAGCAAAGCGGAGCUGAAGGCAGAGAGGCGGGCGCGACAGGAGGCAGAGCGGGCGUCCAAAGCCAAGAAGGGAGAGCCGGGCCAGCAGCCCUCCUCCAGCAAGAGCAAGGCGGUCCCCAGUGAGCUACAACCAGUGGUGAAGAGGUUACCAGAACAUGUCCAAGUUGAUGACCCUGCUGCUAUCAGAAAGCUGGCCAAGAAGCUGGAAAGACAACAGAUUCCUCUCAGGUCGGAUUAUGGGAACAAAGUCAGCCUGUUCUCCCAUCUGCACCAGUACAGCCGCAAUGCCCCCCUCACACAGCAAAUCAGCAUCCCUUCAACAGUAAUCCACCCGUCGAUCGUGCAGCUGGGUCUGCAGUACUCCCAGGGUAUUGUGGCUGGCUCUAAUGCUCGCUCAGUUGCACUAUUGCAUUCUUUCAAGCAGGUGAUCCAGGAUUACACUACGCCUCCAAACGAGGAGCUAUCCAGAGAUUUGGUCAACAAACUUAAACCUUACAUUAGUUUUCUCAAUCAAUGUCGCCCCCUGUCGGCUAGUAUGGGUAAUGCCAUUAAGUACAUCAAGAAGGAGAUUUCCAAUAUCUCCAGUCAAUGUAAAGAGGAAGAGGCUAAGAUACAAUUGCUGGAGUGUAUAGACACUUACAUCAAUGAGAAGAUCACGCUGGCUGCCAAAGUCAUCUCUGAGUAUGCUAUUGAGAAGAUCAGUGACGGGGACGUCAUUCUCAUUUAUGGAUGUUCCUCGCUCGUCAACCACAUUCUGUGUGAGGCCUUUGAGAAGAAGAGAAAGUUCAGGGUGGUGGUGGUUGACAGCCGGCCUCGGCUGGAGGGUCGAGAGGCGCUCAGGCGCCUGGUGAAAAGGGGCAUCAGCUGCACUUACGUUCUCAUCUCCGCUGUCUCCUACAUCCUGCCAGAGGUCUCCAAAGUCUUCUUAGGUGCCCAUGCGUUAUUGGCCAACGGAUAUGUGAUGUCGCGAGUGGGCACGUCUCAGAUUGCCCUGGUGGCCAAGGCCUGUAAUGUGCCAGUGCUGGUGUGCUGUGAGACAUACAAGUUCUGCGAACGAGUUCAGACCGACUCCUUUGUCUCCAACGAGCUUGAUGACCCUGAUGACCUCAUUGUGACUCGGAAGGGAAAGACGCAUCUACAGGACUGGCAGAGUGUGAAAUCUCUGGGUCUUCUCAACCUGGUGUAUGAUGUGACCCCGCCGGACUUUGUGGAUCUGGUCAUCACCGACCUGGGCAUGAUCCCUUGCACUUCAGUCCCAGUGGUCCUACGCGUUAAGAACGUGGACCAGUAAACGAAAGCGCCCAGGCAACAAGACCAAGCGACUGAUUGUGCUACGCCUCUGGCAUGAAAUAAAUAUAUAUAAAUAUA
Clupea harengus (Atlantic herring) is the source of this 1810-nucleotide messenger RNA. RefSeq names its product eukaryotic translation initiation factor 2B subunit delta (gene eif2b4). The record is from RefSeq and is a predicted model, not a curated record. Lineage: Eukaryota; Metazoa; Chordata; Actinopteri; Clupeiformes; Clupeidae.